This is a messenger RNA of Cladophialophora immunda, 306 nucleotides long. RefSeq lists its product as uncharacterized. The record is from RefSeq and is a predicted model, not a curated record. Gene Ontology annotation, biological process: mitochondrial electron transport, ubiquinol to cytochrome c. The transcript has a single exon. The coding region runs from base 1 to 306 and encodes 101 amino acids. Lineage: Eukaryota; Fungi; Ascomycota; Eurotiomycetes; Chaetothyriales; Herpotrichiellaceae.
AUGUCCAAUGCGAUAAUUAGCGCGAUAGAAGGUGGGACGGGAGAAAGCCCCCAGCCUGCCGAAUCUCAGCCUGAAAAUCUUGUCCAGAGUGGCACCGAUCGCCAUCUCCCAGAGAUUGAUCCACGGAUUGGGUCAUCCCGAAGCGCUCAAGGAUAUAUUGCUUCGGGUUUCGGCGUUGUGGCAGGUGUCUUUGCAGUCUUUUCCUUCGGCGAAGUUCCCUGCAUGAGGCAAGAUAUUCUGUCCAAGCUUCCCGUCGUCGGCAACUACUGGAUCAGGGAGGUGCCGCCGGAGGACAACCCUGCGUGA